Messenger RNA from Homalodisca vitripennis (glassy-winged sharpshooter), 2667 nucleotides. RefSeq lists its product as uncharacterized. The record is from RefSeq and is a predicted model, not a curated record. The coding region runs from base 1 to 2667 and encodes 888 amino acids. Lineage: Eukaryota; Metazoa; Arthropoda; Insecta; Hemiptera; Cicadellidae. The transcript is spliced from 5 exons.
AUGUUACGUUCUAAUCUACUGAAUCAUAUUAAGAGGGAUUUAUUGUCGUGCCCCGUCAUCUUGCCUGGAGUGAUUGCUGCGGUGUUACGUUCUCAUCUACUGAAUCAUAUUAAGAAGGAUUUAUUGUCGUGCCCUGUCAUCUUGCCUGGAGUGAUUGCUGCGGUGUUACGUUCGCAUCUACUGAAUCAUAUUAAAAAGGAUUUAUUGUCGUGCCCUGCCAUCCUGCCUGGAGUGGUUGCUGCGGUGUUACGUUCUAAUCUACUCAAUGCAUUUGGGAGUGUGCCCCACUCCUCUCUCUUCUCCGCCCUGCGCUCUGCCGGUCUGACCGCCGACCAACUGCGGCUCAUCCAGGACCUGUAUCAGGGUAGUGUCACUUCCGUCCGGCACAAUGGCGGUAUGACGGCCGAGAUUCCCUUUGGUGCGGGUGUGAGACAGGGCUGCCCAUUGUCUCCCCUUCUCUUUAAUCUCGUGAUGGAGACUUUGAUCCGGCCCCUCGUUGCUAUGGAGGACAUCCAUGGGGCCGACCUACAUGGCACGCGCGUCAGUGUCCUGGCGUACGCGGAUGACUUGGCCUUGGUUGCCAAGUCUGAAGCGUCGCUUAGGGCGCUGCUUGAGGCCGUCGUUCCGGCGGCCUCGUGGGUCGGCCUCAAGUUCAAACCCGCCAAGUGUGCCACGCUUCACGUGGCCAGGCGGACUGUAAGGCCAACCGAAUUCACGAUUGACGGUGCUCCUCUUAGGGUGCUUGGCGAGGGUGAGCCCUAUCAACAUCUGGGGGUCCCCACCGGGAUGAGGGUGGACCAAACCCCGGUGGAUACCAUCGCGAGGCUUGAGGGUGAGGCCGCUGCUAUAUUCGGGAGUAUGCUUGCCCCAUGGCAGAAAUUGCAUGCCCUGCGCACCUUCCUGGUCCCGCAGUUAAUUUUUAACUUUAACACUGCUAGGAUCAGGAAGACGAGCCUGCGCGAACUUGACAAAUUGAUCAAGUCGGGGUGCAAGCGUGUUAUGAACCUCCCGCAGCGUGCCAGUGCAGAGUUGAUCGCGCUCCCCCCUUCCUGGGGUGGAGCCGGCCUCUUGCCGCUCUCUGACCUCGCGGACCUCUCGGCUGUGGCUCACGCCUUCCGCCUCUUGACGUCACCGGACCCUAAGAUCGCACACCUGUCACUUGAGGGUCUCGCUGUCUCUGCUGGUCAGCGGACCGCGGCAGGAGUCGAUAUGGCGUUCCUCGUAUCAUACCUGAACGGGGAGAUUGGCGGUGACACGAAUGUUGCGACAACCUUUUCCUUGGCCCGGGCUGCUCUUAACCGCCUCUCCAAGCGCCUCCCCGACCUUCGGUGGGGGUGGUGUGAGGAGAGGAGAACUUUCCAACUGUCCGUCCCCGGGGAGAGGUCGACCAUCACGGUGGACGGCGGCUCCCGGUCCAAGCUAUCCUCUGUCCUGCGUCUCUCCCUGCAAUUCCACUUCCGGUCCGUCCUUUCAAACAAACCGGACCAGGGCAGGGCCGUUCGUGUCACCGCUGGCUGCCCCUCCUCCAACCACUUCCUUUACGAGGGACGUCAUACGCGAUUCGCUGACUGGCGGUUCAUCCACAGGGCGCGGCUAAAUGUUCUCCCCCUCAACGGUUGCAGACGGUGGGGUGCCGGCGACCGCCGGUGUCGCCGGUGUGGCCGUCAUGAUGAGACCACGGCACAUGUGCUUUGUCACUGUUUGCCUACCAUGUCCGUGGUCUCUAAGCGGCAUGACGCGGUUCUUGACCACCUGAUUGCUGCAAUCCGUCCGUCGCCGGGGGUGGAGACGCGCCGGAAUCAGCGUGUCCCUCUGGAUCGCCUGCUGGCCAACCGUGAGGUCCCGGAUGACUUGGUACGCCUCCGUCCGGAUGUGGUGGUCAUCGAUGAUUCCCGCAAAACUAUUCGAAUUGUCGAUGUCACCAUGCCCUAUGAGGACGGUUGGCGGGCUAUAGUCGAGGCGAGAGAAAGGAAACACGCCGCUUACGCCCCGCUCGCCCGGUUCCUGCGCUCCGGCGGCUUCACAGUAACUGUGGAUGCCUUUGUCGUCGGCGCGUUGGGGGCUUGGGAUAGGGCUAACUGGGACACUCUGGCUCGCCUGGGUGUCUCACGGCAGUACGGUGUCGCCCUUUCCCGCCGUUGUGUCUCCACAGCGGUCCAAUGGAGCCGGGACCUCUAUGUCCAGCAUGUGACUGGUGUGCCCCAGUACCGUCAAACUCGGGAACAAAAUCUUGACCAGGAUCGGGCGAGAUGUAAGAGAAUGAAGACAACCAUCCUUUACCCGUACGAGGCUCUAAAUACAGGAAGAGGAUGCCUCGGAUUACACGCCAAACACGCUGCUGUCACUGGAGCAGUUUAUACACUGAAUAUAUCCAUACUGGUGGUCCUGAUCUAUAGCUGGAGGAUUAGCAGUAACUUCAAGAAGUUUUCAGACCUUCAAGACGUCUACUAUGGAGUACAGAUUGCGUACUUCGCAAUAAUUGGCACACAGCUGUUCAUGAUCAUCCUAAGUAUAUUUCUGUUCUUUGGAAUAUACAAGGCCAGUCAAAACACAGGUGUUCAGCAGUUUCCUCCUGCUCAUUGCACAAUGAAAGCCACGGUCCCUGACUAUCGCAGGCCUGUCAAAACACAGGUGUUCAGCAGCUUCUUCCCGCUCAUUGCACAAUGA